This is a messenger RNA of Eufriesea mexicana, 2041 nucleotides long. It is a transcript of the gene MED26, whose product is annotated as mediator complex subunit 26. Lineage: Eukaryota; Metazoa; Arthropoda; Insecta; Hymenoptera; Apidae. Gene Ontology annotation, biological process: regulation of transcription by RNA polymerase II; positive regulation of gene expression. Gene Ontology annotation, cellular component: nucleus; core mediator complex; mediator complex. The coding region runs from base 276 to 1895 and encodes 539 amino acids. The record is from RefSeq and is a predicted model, not a curated record. The transcript has 4 exons. Gene Ontology annotation, molecular function: transcription coregulator activity.
UAGAAGGGAGGUGUGGUAACGGUUAGGAGUCUCAUCCAACCACGAGAGGAGCUAGUAGCGUUCGCCAGGCAGUAUGAGGCGGCGUGGGGCUAGGGACGAUGCAUGGGCUGCGACUAGGAGGCACUUGGGAGGUAGGGAGGGCAUGCGAGCGGAGCACAGUUCAGUAGUCGCCAUUGCAAGUCCCCCCGUGCUCUCGUAUUCGUGACACUCGGACGCGUGGAGCCGAUUUUCCGCUAACCUAAUCUCCCCGCGAGGGCCCUAAGUGUGCCCCCCCGAUGCAGAGAUAUUGCACCGAGCUCACCGAAAGAUUGUUGAAAUCUCUUGAUAAGGAAUACAAUGUCAUCGACAUGGGAGCUGUUGUGGAUGUCAUUACGGCCCUGGAAAAGACGGCGAUCACUAAGGAAGUGCUUGAGAUUACAAGGCUUGGAAAAUAUAUCAAUGAACUCCGACGAAAAACAAACAAUGAUGCCCUGGCUAAGCGUGCAAAGGAUUUGGUACGCCGUUGGCGUGAUAUGGUUUUACCUGCUCAUUCUACUCCACAGCCUACACCAGCAGAUACAGCACCACCUGCUCUUAAUGGAGCGAAACCACAUAGCCCUGCACUAAGAUGUUUCAAACCACAAAGUCCAGCAUUAAGAGGUGUAAUACCACCUCAAAGUCCAUUGUUAAGGGAUACCACCCCACUCAGAGUGCUUAGUCCAGUUCUAUCUGUGCAUAGUGAUCAUUCACAUUCUCCUAAUGCAUCAUCAAAUAAGCAGUCAAUUACAGUAACCAGUAACCACAGAACAAGUUCUGAUGUGCCACCGACACUUGGUUCUUCGAGCCAACACCAUUCAAUGGAAGCAGUGCCACGAACUCACAGUUCAAAUAAACGUCUUCGAAAAGAUGAUUUCAAGGACCAACAAAAUUAUCAGCAUCAUGAUUCAGACUCAAUUACCGAAAGUGAACCCUUUGUUAAAAAACAACGUCUAAAUGGCGAAAAUAUAAGUGGUAAUUUAAAUAUGCAAGUGCCUAGCCCCACAAUAAAAGAAAGAAUCUCUGAUCAGUUUACGGAGUCUUCCACCGAUCCUGACGAUUCAGGGCCAAAGAAACGUGGUAGAAAGAAAGGCAGUAAAUCUAUGAAGAAACAACCUGUUUUAGAAGAUCGUGUAAAGGAAAAACUAGCUAGUAUCUCAAGGAAUCCUAAAUUAAAGACAACUCAAGAAUUGCUGGCUGAUCUACGGGCACGCGGCACCAAUUCUAGCAUUAAUUCAAGUGCUCAACCUAGUCAAAGUGUAGAAUCAUCCAGCAUGGAAGAUAUUCUGAGAAGUAGCAACGAACAAGUAUCAAAGUUCCUUCGUUGUCCUCAGAACAAUUUGUCCCAUAGAAAUACAGUUUCUGAAGCCUUGCCAGAAAGCCGGUUAAAGCCCACAGAAAACUGUCAUGAUGUACCAACUAAGUGUGAAGAAUCAGGUGUAGUGUACAAAAAAAAAUCAGUUACAAAUGUUCAAAAAAAUCAACCAGAACAGUGUCAAGAUUUAACGGUCGAGGAAAUAUUGGCUAAGUUACCACCUAUAGAUCCAAGUUCAAUAGAUUGGAGUGAGUGUGAAAUUGAAUCAACCGAAGAUCAAAAUAGUGCUGAGUAUCCACCUAGACAAGUUACUGCAGAAGAUAUAGAAAGGUUACAUACCCAAUGUAUAGAAGGACUGAAUGGAAACUUCCAACCAAAACUAUCAUCUUUAACUUCGACUUUUAAUGAGAAACCAGAAGUAAAAGAAGAUGUGUCAGAAAUCAAUGGUGUAAACAAUGUGUAUAGCCAACCUAACGAAGAAUUUCGAGAAUGGCAUCAGAUGCUAGCAAGGCCCAGUUACAAUGGCCAGAUCCUCCACAUAUUGCCUUAUGUUAUUAUCGAUUAGUAAUUUUAUUAUCUUAUUCUAUUAUUAUCCUGAAACUUGUGAAGAAUCCCUGCAAAUAUUAAAGAGAUUGAUCAAUGAUCAAUCUAUUAAACCGAUUUCUAUUGCAAUUUAUGAUUGCUCUUUAUUUCUAUAAAUGCUCACGUUAC